CAUUUGUGAGAAAGGCAAAAAAAAAAAAAAAAAAUUAAAACUUGGGUCCUCUCAAGCAAAGAAUCAUUUACGCUCUGAAACCAAAUACCCUUCUACUCAUUUUCUUUAAUUUAUUUAUUUUUCAUUUUCUCUCUCUCUUAUUACACCCUGUAUAAAGCUCUGUUUUUUAUUGGUUCUAUAAUGUUGGGUUGGUGCUUCUUCUUGUAAGAAGAACCAGAAGAAGAAGAAAGGCUUGUUCUUCUGGGUUGGUUUUUUUCUCCAGUGAUGGGAGAGGUCGAGCAAGUGGUUUUCUGAAGUGGGUUUUAGGUUUCAAUUACAAGGCUUUUAGGCUUUUGACUUCGGUAGUGCCAUUUAGUUUUCAAUUCGUUCGAGUUUUUGGUUGCUAUGGAGACCAAAGGAACACUCAUUGCGGGUUCUCAUAAUAGGAAUGAGUUUGUUAUUAUCAAUGCCGAUGAGGUUUCAAGAGUGACUUCUGUCAAAGAACUAAGUGGACAGAUUUGCCAGAUCUGUGGAGAUGAGAUAGAGUUCACUGUAGAUGGAGAGCCAUUUGUUGCUUGCAACGAAUGUGCAUUUCCUGUUUGCAGACCUUGCUAUGAGUAUGAAAGAAGAGAAGGAAAUCAAGCCUGCCCUCAGUGUAAAACCAGAUACAAACGUCUCAAAGGGAGUCCUAGAGUGGAAGGUGAUGAAGAGGAGGAUGAUAUUGAUGAUUUGGAGAACGAGUUUCACAUUGCUAAUGGGGGAGAUCCAAACAACAUUGCUGAGGCCAUGCUUGCUGCUCGCCUCAAUGUUGGACGUGGUUCCCAUGUCAAUGGUUCUGGGAUCACCACACCAUCAGAGGUGGAUUCAGCUUCUGUUGCUGCUGAUAUCCCUCUCUUGACUUACGGACAAGAGGAUACUGGUAUCUCUUCUGAUAAGCAUGCUCUUAUCAUUCCCCCAUUUAUGAGUCGAGGAAAACGGGUUCAUCCAAUGCCAUUCAGCGAGUCUGGCUUUCAACCAAGGCCAAUGGAUCCUAAGAAAGAUUUGGCAGUAUAUGGUUAUGGGUCCAUUGCGUGGAAGGAUCGUAUGGAGGAAUGGAGGAAGAAGCAGAAUGAGAGACUUCAGGUGGUGAAGCAUGAAGGAGGACAUGGCGGUGACGACAAUGGGGAUGACCCAGAUGAUGCUGAUUUACCUAAGAUGGAUGAGGGCAGGCAGCCACUUUCAAGAAAGUUGCCAAUCAGUUCAAGCAAGAUAAAUCCGUAUAGAAUGGUCAUCCUUCUCCGUAUUGCGGUUGUUUGCCUCUUUUUUCACUAUCGAAUUCUUCACCCUGUCACCGAUGCAUAUGGAUUAUGGUUAACCUCAGUUAUAUGUGAAAUUUGGUUUGCUGUAUCAUGGAUAUUUGAUCAAUUUCCCAAAUGGAAUCCAAUUGAACGUGAAACAUAUCUUGAUCGAUUAUCAUUGAGGUAUGAGAAAGAAGGGAAGCCAUCUGAUUUGGCAUGUGUAGACGUAUUUGUCAGUACAGUGGAUCCUAUGAAAGAGCCUCCUCUCAUUACUGCAAACACAGUUCUGUCUAUCCUCUCUGUAGAUUAUCCAGUCGACAAGGUUGCAUGCUACGUCUCAGAUGAUGGUGCUGCCAUGCUGACCUUUGAAGCCCUCUCAGAAACAUCUGAGUUUGCAAGAAAGUGGGUCCCGUUCGCCAAGAAAUACAAAUUAGAACCCCGAGCUCCUGAGUGGUAUUUUGCACAAAAAGUUGAUUAUCUCAAAGACAAAGUAGAUCCAACCUUUGUCAGGGAGCGCCGAGCAAUGAAGAGAGAUUAUGAGGAGUUCAAAGUUCGGAUUAACGGAUUGGUUGCCACGGCAAAGAAGGUCCCAGAGGAUGGCUGGACAAUGCAAGAUGGAACUCCAUGGCCUGGAAACAAUGUCAGGGAUCACCCUGGCAUGAUUCAGGUUUUCCUUGGUCAAAAUGGUGUUCGGGAUUUGGAUGGAAAUGAUUUACCUCGUUUGGUUUAUGUGUCUCGUGAAAAGAGGCCAGGUUUUGAUCAUCACAAGAAGGCUGGUGCCAUGAAUUCUCUGAUAAGAGUCUCAGCAAUCAUCUCAAAUGCCCCCUAUAUACUUAAUGUCGAUUGUGAUCACUACAUAAACAACAGCAAGGCACUUCGUGAAUCCAUGUGCUUCAUGAUGGACCCCACCUCAGGGAAAAAGAUCUGUUAUGUGCAAUUUCCUCAACGAUUUGAUGGUAUUGAUCGUCACGACAGAUACUCAAAUCGUAAUGUUGUUUUCUUUGAUAUCAACAUGAAAGGUUUAGAUGGGAUUCAAGGACCAAUUUAUGUUGGAACUGGGUGUGUGUUCAGAAGGCAAGCACUCUAUGGAUAUGAUGCUCCUGCCAAAAAGAAGUCCCCAAUGAGAACCUGUAAUUGUUGGCCGAGGUGGUGCUGCAUGUGUUGUGGAUCUAGGAAGAAAACCAAGAAGCCAAAGACUGACAAAAAGAAGACGAAAACCAAGGAUGAUACAAAGCAGAUUUAUGCACUAGAAAAUAUUGAGGAGGGAAUAGAAGGAAUAGACAAUGAAAAAUCAUCCCUUAUGCCCCAAACCAAAUUUGAAAAGAAAUUCGGUCAGUCAAGUGUAUUUAUUGCUUCAUCACUUAUGGAAAAUGGCGGUGUUCCCAAGGGUGCAUCUUCUGCUUCACUAUUAAAAGAAGCCAUUCAUGUCAUUAGUUGUGGAUAUGAAGACAAGACUGAAUGGGGGAAAGAGGUUGGUUGGAUAUACGGUUCUGUUACAGAGGAUAUUUUGACUGGGUUCAAGAUGCACUGCCAUGGAUGGAGAUCAGUAUAUUGCAUCCCUAAAAGGCCUGCAUUUAAAGGUUCUGCUCCUAUCAAUCUUUCCGAUAGGUUGCACCAGGUCCUCCGGUGGGCCCUUGGAUCUGUUGAGAUAUUGUUGAGCAGGCAUUGUCCAAUAUGGUACGGGUACGGGUGUGGCCUAAAGCACUUAGAGCGCUUUUCGUACAUAAACUCCGUCGUUUAUCCUUUGACAUCUAUCCCCUUGCUCGCUUAUUGUACCUUGCCAGCUAUCUGUCUUGUUACUGGGCAGUUUAUUGUCCCUGAGAUUAGCAACUAUGCCAGUAUCCUUUUCAUGGGUCUCUUUAUUUCCAUUGCCGUAACGAGUAUUCUCGAGAUGCAGUGGGGAGGCGUUGGCAUACAUGAUUGGUGGAGGAAUGAGCAAUUUUGGGUGAUUGGUGGUGUUUCUUCUCAUCUUUUUGCUCUCUUCCAGGGUCUGCUUAAGGUUUUGGCUGGUGUUAACACAAACUUCACUGUAACAUCCAAAGCCGCAGAUGAUGGAGAAUUCUCAGAGCUCUACCUGUUCAAGUGGACAACUUUGUUGAUCCCUCCCAUGACUUUGCUUAUCAUAAACAUUAUUGGAGUCAUUGUUGGAAUUUCAGAUGCCAUCAGCAAUGGUUAUGAUUCAUGGGGUCCACUCUUCGGUAGACUCUUUUUCGCCAUCUGGGUUAUUCUUCAUCUCUACCCCUUCCUCAAGGGUUUCAUGGGUAAACAAAACAGGCUUCCAACCAUCAUUGUGGUGUGGUCAAUUCUUCUGGCAUCAAUUUUCUCACUUUUGUGGGUCAGAAUCAACCCAUUUGUGUCUAAAGGUGAUAUUGUGUUGGAAGUUUGUGGUUUGGACUGUGACUAAAGAUAUACAGAACAGAAGGUUCUAAAGGUUUGAUUUUUAUGUAGAAAAAGCUGUGUAGAACACAAGUGUAAGAUUUUUCUUUCUUCUUUUUUUUCUUUUUCUCUUUUUGGGUUGAAGAUGAAGGCAUCCCUGGACACAGUACUGAAAAUGUCAUCUUGAAAAAGAUGGAACUGCAGAGUGAAAUGAGUUGGUUGGGGAUGCAUGUAGAUAUAAAAGGAACUCGGAUCUGACACAUUGAGAUUUGUUUUGCAAAGUUUUUCACUUUGAUUCUUUAUUAUACAUGGUUGGCUGAAAGGGAUUGUACUCAGUCUGUCUGUAAUCUCAGGAGAGAGCAUUUAGUCCCAUUUUCUUAGAGUCUUAUAUACCUUCCUAAUAAGGGAACUUAAAAUUGUCUACAAAGGGGGAUUGUCUGCACGGUAUUAUUUAUGUUGCUCUCUUUCAUUUGUAUUUUGUAUUUUUGACUGAGAAAUAAGCUGCAAUCCAAGUGAUGUAAUGUAAUUUUCUGAAUGUCCAAAGAUAUUGUUGUUGGUAAA
Molecule: messenger RNA, 4193 nt
Organism: Humulus lupulus (European hop)
Lineage: Eukaryota; Viridiplantae; Streptophyta; Magnoliopsida; Rosales; Cannabaceae
Product: cellulose synthase A catalytic subunit 2 [UDP-forming]-like
Exons: 14
Coding region: 385-3660 (1091 amino acids)
Biological process (GO): plant-type primary cell wall biogenesis; cellulose biosynthetic process
Cellular component (GO): trans-Golgi network; plasma membrane
Molecular function (GO): cellulose synthase (UDP-forming) activity
Source: RefSeq, a predicted model, not a curated record